Molecule: messenger RNA, 1246 nt
Organism: Helianthus annuus (common sunflower)
Lineage: Eukaryota; Viridiplantae; Streptophyta; Magnoliopsida; Asterales; Asteraceae
Product: GDSL esterase/lipase At5g45950
Exons: 5
Coding region: 54-1115 (353 amino acids)
Molecular function (GO): hydrolase activity, acting on ester bonds
Source: RefSeq, a predicted model, not a curated record
UGAUACUCAAAUCUAACCAUCAACAGAGUAGCUUCACACUACUAAACCCUAAAAUGGUAUUCAUAAAGGCUUUUGUUGUACUCUUGGUUGUGCUGGUUGUACAUGCAAAAGCUAUAGACGUAGCACAACUAAGGCGUAUUGCAGCCAAGAACAAUGUGUCCUGCAUUUACGUGUUUGGUGACUCUAGUGUCGAUCCUGGUAACAACAAUAACCUUAUGACGGACCUAAAGGUUAACUUCUUGCCUUACGGUAAAGACUUCUACGACGGUCGACCCACCGGUCGGUUUACUAACGGAAGACUUGCCACUGAUCUCAUUGCGGAUGCAUUGGGUCACACGAAAGCUAUACCCGCAUAUCUUGAUCCAAAUUUGACGAAUGCGAAACUUGUUAAGGGUAUUAGUUUUGCAUCAGGCGGUUCUGGUUACGAUGAUCUUACAGCGCAGCUCUCGAAUGUGAUAUCACUAUCAAAGCAACUGGAGUAUUUUCGGGAAUACAAGGCAAGGCUAGGAAGGGUGGUGGGAAAGAAAAGAGGUCGAAAAAUCGUCACAAAUAGUGUGUUUUUACUGAGCAUGGGUACUAAUGACUUCCUACAAAACUAUUAUGUGGAGCCUACACGUUCUAAGCAAUUCACCAUAGACAAGUAUCAAGAUUUCUUGAUUUCUGCCAUGACCAAAUACAUCAAGGUAAUGCAUGCUGAAGGAGCAACGCGAUUGGCGGUGGUGGGAAUGGAACCAUUUGGAUGCUCUCCACUCAUUAGAGCGCUGAGAGGCACAGUCAAGUGCGAUGAUGAGUACAACAACGCGGCUCUUUCCUUUAACUCCAAGAUUAAAUCCCUCAUGGCUACCCUUGGACCAUCAUUAGCGAUGAAAAUUUUCUACGUAGACAUUUAUGGACUCAUACAGGACACGAUUCAAAACCCGAAAAAAUAUGGUUUUGUGGAGACAUCAAAGGGCUGUUGUGGAUCAGGAUUAGACUAUGGGCAAGGCUGUAAAGGUUUGCCUACUUGUGCUAACAGAAGCAAAUAUGUUUACUGGGAUGCUGUUCAUUUUACUGAGGAAAUGUAUAAAAUUAUAUCUGAAGAAGCCCUCAAAUCUCUUAUGAAGACUCUUGCCUAAUUUCGCUACAAACCCCCUCUAUAUAUAAUAUAUAUGUAUUUAGUCAGAAUUAUGGUUGUGUAGCUUUCGUUGUAGUGUAUGUAAUGAUGAUAUGUUAAAUAAUGUAGUGGAUUAUGCUCUUGCCUUGUGCG